Messenger RNA from Acanthopagrus latus (yellowfin seabream), 2600 nucleotides. Its product is annotated as obg-like ATPase 1. NCBI's taxonomy places the organism in Eukaryota, Metazoa, Chordata, Actinopteri, Spariformes, Sparidae. Gene Ontology annotation, cellular component: cytoplasm. The record is from RefSeq and is a predicted model, not a curated record. The coding region runs from base 150 to 1340 and encodes 396 amino acids. Gene Ontology annotation, molecular function: ATP hydrolysis activity; GTP binding; ATP binding. The transcript is spliced from 11 exons.
UUUAGAUCCAACUCCGACCAAUCACAGGCGCCUCACGUCAAAACACUUCCGGUUUGCUCUCCAACUUGUCUUUCCACCGGAGCGGCUGGUGUGAGCGCAUAUCAGAGGAGUGAACACCACGUAGACUUUGGGCUUUAAACGACAUAAAGAUGCCCCCCAAAAAGACAGAAGCCCCGAAGCAGCCUCCAUUGAUUGGACGAUUUGGGACCUCUCUGAAAAUUGGAAUUGUGGGAUUACCUAAUGUCGGGAAAUCCACCUUUUUCAAUGUGCUGACCAAAAGUCAGGCUGCUGCAGAGAACUUCCCCUUCUGCACGAUCGACCCAAAUGAGAGCAGGGUCCCGGUCCCAGAUGAGCGCUUUGAUUACCUCUGCCAAUACCACAAACCAGCCAGUAAGGUUCCAGCCUUUCUAAACGUGGUGGACAUUGCUGGUCUGGUGAAAGGAGCUCACUCGGGACAGGGACUUGGAAAUGCCUUCCUCUCCCACAUCAGUGCCUGCGAUGGUAUCUUCCACAUGACUCGUGCAUUUGAUGACGAGGAUAUCAUCCACGUGGAGGGUAACGUUGACCCUGUGAGGGACAUUGAGAUCAUCCACGAGGAGCUGCGACUAAAGGACGAGGAAAUGCUCGCUCCAAUCCUUGACAAACUGGAGAAAACCGCCGUCAGAGGAGGCGACAAAAAACUCAAGCCCGAAUACGACAUCAUGUUGAAAGUCAAGAACUGGAUCAUGGAUGAGAAGAAACAUGUUCGAUUUUACAACGACUGGAACGAUAAAGAGAUUGAGGUGUUGAACAAAUACCUGUUCCUGACGUCCAAGCCCAUGAUCUAUCUGGUUAACCUCUCAGAGAAAGAUUACAUCAGAAAAAAGAACAAGUGGUUGGCAAAGAUCAAGGAGUGGGUAGACGCUCACGACCCCGGCGCUAUGGUGAUUCCCGUGAGUGGAUGUGUCGAAGCUAAAUUGUUUGACAUGGACGAGGAGGAGAGGGCUAAGUACUGCGAGGAAAACAAGACACAGAGUGUUCUGACCAAAAUAAUAAAGACCGGCUAUGCUGCACUGCAGCUGGAAUACUUCUUCACCGCUGGGCCAGAUGAGGUGCGAGCAUGGACCAUUAGGAAAGGUAGCAAGGCUCCUCAAGCUGCAGGAAAGAUCCACACUGACUUUGAGAAAGGCUUCAUCAUGGCAGAGGUGAUGAAGUACGCUGACUUCAAAGAGGAGGGCAGCGAAAAUGCAGUCAAGGCUGCUGGGAAAUACAGGCAACAGGGCAGAAACUACAUCGUGGAGGAUGGAGACAUUAUAUUUUUCAAAUUCAACACACCCAACGCACCUAAAAAGAAACCAUGAGACCAAACAGUCACCGAAAGGAAGAACUCACAAUACAGCUUAGCUUGGCCUCUAAAACAGCUUCACUGUCUGCUGGUUUUCAUGCUUCUCUCGUGAAUUCAGAGGAUCAAUUCAUGGCCUCACUGGUCUGGACCAGAAUCCGUUUGAAUGAUUCUAUAUAAUAAUGUUUCCAUACAACAAUAAACACACAUUCCUGUAAUAUUUUAAGCAAAGUGUAAUUUGCAUCACUCAACCAGUCAGAGACUUUUGAAAACCCUGUGUUCUUUCUUUCAUGGUUUCAAGGAAGAAAAAGUAUAAUUGAACUGAGAAUUAAUAAUAAAUUCAGAUUUUCUGAUAGAAACAUCAGAAGAAUUUCACCAUAACACCCCUCUCUUCAUUACAUGUUUUAUUUGAGGGUUUUAAUUUCCUGCCUGUGUGUUCAUAAAAGUUAUUUAAGGUUUGAAUGUGAUGAAACUGCAGUGGUUAGCUCUCUGUAAUGUCUGACUCAUCCUGUCUGAGUCGUGCAGAGAUUUGAGUUUGCUAGUUUUGAAUAUUACUUUUUUCACAUCAUAAUGUCCCACCUUAAUUAGUGCUUCAUUACCGGCAGGUGUGCUUAAUCUGUAAAGCAUCUCUUAACACAUAAACAGCGCUGCAAUGAGUGCGAGUGAUAAACAGCACGCGUUACGGGUUAAUCAGCAGUAAUUAAAUGAGUUCUUAUUUCCUCAGUUCUUUUAUGCCUUUUCUGUAAUUGCACUUCCUUAAUUUUUGGACACUGCUCAGAAUAAACACAUAAUACCCGAGAUUUAUUCACUAUUGCUCAAACAUGCAGUGUCUAAAAAUGCUUGAGUGGUGCUGUGUUCACAUGUAAGAGAAAUUAUGAAAGCCCUCACACUCUGUUAUGCUUCAGGCCAGGACUGUGCUGUAUUCUGAGGAGGAUAAUAUUAUUUUAAGAGCAAAGCAGGCCUCCCUGACGGUGCCUGAAUGUGGUCCACACUGCUUUUUAUUGACUUAGUUUGGGCUGGUAAACACAAAAAACAACAGACUUUUCACAUUAUGAACUAUGUUCUGUGGAUCAUCUGGGCUGUACAGUCUGCUUCACCUCUCCUUGCUGCCUCCAAGGUGUGGAUGUGUAUAUUUUCAGUACAAAACAGAUCCCCUCACUAAACCUCUUGCCAAAUUGUGGACUACAAUAAAAGAAAUCCUGUGAACCUAAGGGAGCAAAAAUACAAUAAAUGUCAUCUUCAUCAAUAUGCAUGUAUCAAUAAAAGAGACAAACAUGUU